UGCAAGUCAUCUUUGCCAUUACUGAUCAAGAGCACUUGGAAACUUUGACUUAUUCCUACAAAACAGGGAACAUAAGAAGUGAAGUUUGGUUAAUUAGUUGGAGCAAGAUGACGACUGCUACCACUGAUGCUACUGAUUCAACAUUGGAGAUGGUUAAACACGUGAUCGAUGUUGAAGACCUUGAAGAAGAAUUGACUCCAAUAUCUGAUGUGUGCAUGAUCUACACAGUUCCUUCCAAACUUAGGAAGAUGGAUGAAGAAGCUUUCACCCCUCAGUGGAUCUCAAUAGGACCCAUUCACUUCGACAAAGAAGAGCUGAAGGGAAUGCAAAAGCUAAAGUACAGGUACUUGCUGCACUUCUGGAAGCGUGUCUCAAACGACGAAGCCAUGAAGAAAUACAAAUGUUUCCUCGAAAGUCAAGUACAAACAAUAAGGCAGAGUUAUGCACAGAAGUUCCCAGAGAUAAGCAAUGAGAAAUUUGUGGAAAUAGUGCUGCUAGAUGCUGUGUUCAUCGUAGAGCACUUUCUGAGUGAGUGGGAAUUUGAACAUCGAUGUAUGUUAACCAAUCAUAUUACAAAAGGUAUCCAGAGGGACUUGCUGCUUCUUGAGAAUCAGCUUCCAUUGUAUGUGUUGGAGGAACUCUAUCAUAAAGUUGCAACUCCUUGUAAAGAUUUUCAUGAACUUACCCACCAUUAUUUUGGAUCUCUUUAUCUGUAUGCGGAAUAUUCAAAAAGGGACAAUAAGGCAGCUCAUCAUUUUGUUGAUUUUGUUAGGAGGUGUUGUCUUCCGGAAUGGAGCUUAGAAUUGUUUAUAAAGCAAGAAAAUUUGCAAGUGAGCGCAAGCAAGUUGUAUGAGGCUGGGGUAAGCUUUGAGUGCGUUGGUGAUAGAAGACUGAUUGACAUAACAUUCAAGAUGAAGAAGCCAUUCAAUGGCUACUUACUCUGCUUGGGUUGCUUGCCAUCAUGGUUCAAGAGUUUCAAAGCUCUAUUGAUGUUCCCACGGUUGAAAGUUGAUAAGGGAACAAUAUGUGUUCUCAAGAACUUAAUGGCUUUUGAGCAGGACCAUUAUUCGGAUGAACCUUUCAUCACCAACUAUGUGUCUCUGUUGGACUCUCUCAUUCACACCAAAGAAGAUGUAGAGUUGUUGGUGGAAAAAGGAUGCAUUUUUCGAGAACAGGUGAGUAAUAAGGAAGUGGUGAAUCUGGUGAAGAGUCUUUCCAAACAUGUGGUUUCCAGUAAGACGUGCUACUAUAAAGUCAUAAGAGAACUCACACUCCACAACCAGAGUGGCUGGAAAAAGACCAUGGGGACAGUUAGGAGGGUGUACUUUCGUGACACUUGGAGAGGCAGUUCCACCAUUAUCGGCAUUUUUGUUCUCAUCUUCACCAUCGUUAGUUUCUAUCGCAAUAUUCAUGCUUUAAUUUCUAAAUAAAACUAACUGAGCUCCCUUUUAAUUUCUUUUUUCAGAACAAAAAUAUACACAUAUAUUGAGACACAAAUAAAAUGUCUUUGUUCUGUGUUUUA
Messenger RNA from Arachis ipaensis, 1522 nucleotides. The record is from RefSeq and is a predicted model, not a curated record. NCBI's taxonomy places the organism in Eukaryota, Viridiplantae, Streptophyta, Magnoliopsida, Fabales, Fabaceae.